AUGGUCUGGAUAAGACCAACUCUCGCAUGGAUCUUCCUCGCGUGGUACCAAUACGGAGCUGUAGCUGCCCCCACAUGGCCCUCAUCCAUCGAUGAGUUGGAGGAUAUCAUGCUGCUGCAUUCAGGGUACCGCGGACGUGGCUUUGCAACGGCUGUCACCCCUUGUUCCUUUUCUGCCCAGGGCCCCGGACGCAUCACAGCCGCUGAAUGGAUUCGAACGGCCUUUCACGAUAUGGCUACAGGAAACGUUUUCUCCGGUGCUGGUGGCUUGGAUGCAUCGCUGAUAUUCGAGACGACAAGUGGUGAAAACAAUGGCGCAGAAUUUGUCACCACUCUCACAACAUACGCGCCAUUCUUUUCCAGCCGAGCCUCUAUGGCAGACAUCAUCGCCAUAGGUGUCUACACAGCUACUCGAUCCUGUGGUGGUCCAAUAAUCCCAGUCAAGGCCGGACGCAUCGAUGCCACUGAAGCAGGCCCCCUAGGCAUUCCUCUUCCCCAGAACGCUAUCGGCACAUUCACGAACCAAUUCUCCAGAUUUGGAUACAACGCUACCGAAAUGAUCCAGUUUGUCGCCUGUGGCCACACCCUUGGCGGGGUACAUUCAGCCAACUUCCCUGAGAUUGUACCGGCUAACACUGCUCCAAACGACCUUGCAGUGUUCGACACUACAUCUGCUGUCUUUGACAACAAAAUUGUUACCGAGUAUAUUGCUGGAACGACCAAAGACCCCCUGGUCGUUGGGCCUUCCACUGCAAAUACGCGGAACUCAGAUUUCAGAGUCUUUAAUUCUGAUAAGAACGUUACAAUCAAAGCCUUGCAAGACCCUUCUACAUUUUCCAACGUCUGCAAGAACAUGUUUCAAAGGAUGAUCGAGAUUGUACCAAGUGGAACUACUCUUACGGAUCCUAUCACGCCGUACGACAUCAAGCCUUACGCUCUGCAGCUCACUUUGCUUGACGGUGGUUCCCAGAUUUCCUUCACUGGAGAUAUCCGCAUUCGAACGACUCAGCUCCCCGCGAGUCAGAUUGCAUUGGUCCGAUUGGUAUACGCGGAUCGAACUGGUGCAGCCGUUUCGACGCCUAUCGAUACUACGCAUAAGGGCGAUGCUUCUGGAUUUGACGACACGUUCACUUUCUACGGCUUUUCGACUAAACUCUCGGCCGACACUUCUAUCUCGUCCUUCAAUGUUGUUAUCACUUUGCCAGGGGGCUCCACUGAGGUUCACAACAAUAAUGGGAACGGCUUUAAGGUCGACGAUGGUGUCAUUUUCCAGUCUCCUCAGAGCUGCUUGGAUGCCACUGGAAAAUUGACAAUAGUUGCUGCUGUUCGCAAUGGAGGAUCUGCCCCCAACCUGCAGGUAGUGGUCAAGAACCCGCGAGCUAGUCCAGUCGUAGUUCCAGCAUUGUCAACUACAACGGCUGUGAUGGCAACUCAAUCAGCUAUCGGCUCAUAUCAACUCUACUCUGCUUCAUAUACUUUCUCGGGCAACCAGGCUCAGUCUGCUGUCUUUGGAGUCUCAGCUGGAAGCUCAUCAGACAAUAACAAGAACGCCAUGGUCUUGCCAUCCACUUGCACGCCAUUAGGCACAUCAACUCCAACCUCAACGCCAUCAUCAUCCGCAUUCUCUUUCCAAGGGUGUUACACCGACAGCGGUCCGCAGCGUGCUCUCUCCAGCGCCGCUUCUGCCGACGAUACUAUGACUGUAGAGAAGUGCUCAGCCUUCUGCUCCUCGUAUAAAUUGUUUGGCCUUGAAUAUGGUAGAGAAUGCUACUGUGGCAACGCUUUGGGUUCUUCGAGCACUAUCUCUGGACAGACUGACUGUAGCAUGGCUUGCACUGGUAACUCCUCAGAGACAUGCGGUGCCGGAAGCCGAAUCAGCCUGUACGAGAAUCUCAAGUACAUCCCGACGGUCAACCCACAAGUCAAUGGCUACAGUUACAUUGGUUGUUACAGCGAAGGAAGUACUGGACGCGCUCUAUCUGAUAGUCAAACUGCAAACAACGCCAUGACGGUGGAGGCCUGCGCAAAUUUUUGUAACGGUGCGACAUAUUUCGGAGUUGAGUACGGGCAAGAGUGCUACUGCGGGGGAGUUCUGAAUGCAGGAAGCGUAAAUCAAUCGGCAACGGAUUGUUCAAUGACAUGCGCGGGCAACAGCACUGAGUACUGUGGUGCGGGAAACCGUCUCAAUAUCUAUAAGAAGAUUCCUGUCACCAGCUCGUUAACACCCAUGCCUUCGACGACCCCCCACCUCUCAGGUUACACUUACCUCGGCUGCCUCUCUGAUUCAGUAACCUCACGCACCCUCUCCAUAAAAUCCUACUCCACCUCCAACAAUACCUACGCCACCUGCGCCGACUUCUGUUCCGGCUACGUCUACUUCGGCGUCGAAUACAGUACCGAGUGCUACUGCAGCGACACGCUCUCAAACACCCCCUCCACAGUUCCAGAAUCUGACUGCAAUAUGGCAUGUAGUGGUUCUGAGGGCACUGGAAAUUGCGGCGCGGCGAAUAGGCUUAAUGUGUUUAAAUCCACGACAAUAACAACGCCGCCGGCGAAUCCGGUGGUCGCGGGGUAUAAUUAUACAGGAUGUCAUACGGAUUCGGUGAAUAAUCGGGUGCUGAAUGGGGUCUUUUUGUUCGAUGCGAGUAUGACGGUUGAGAUGUGCGUGGAGUUUUGUAAGGGGACGAAGUAUUUUGGUACAGAGUAUGGAGGCGAGUGUUAUUGUGGGGAGAAGUUUGUGAAUCCGACGAGUGUGGUGCAGGAGAGUAAUUGUAGUUUUGUGUGUGGGGGGAAUAAGAAGGAAUAUUGUGGGGGGGCGAAUCGGUUGAGUCUGUGGGGGAAGGUGGACACAGUCUCUUGA
Molecule: messenger RNA, 2859 nt
Organism: Lindgomyces ingoldianus
Lineage: Eukaryota; Fungi; Ascomycota; Dothideomycetes; Pleosporales; Lindgomycetaceae
Product: heme peroxidase
Exons: 2
Coding region: 1-2859 (952 amino acids)
Biological process (GO): response to oxidative stress
Molecular function (GO): peroxidase activity; heme binding
Source: RefSeq, a predicted model, not a curated record